Messenger RNA from Morus notabilis, 882 nucleotides. RefSeq names its product HMG1/2-like protein. The transcript is spliced from 8 exons. Bases 140 to 580 code for a protein of 146 amino acids. The record is from RefSeq and is a predicted model, not a curated record. Lineage: Eukaryota; Viridiplantae; Streptophyta; Magnoliopsida; Rosales; Moraceae.
AAUAUCUCUCUUGCCUUUCGCUUCUCUUCUAGUCCCUUCACAUUCCGGAUACAUCGCUCUCCAUUCUCUUCUCUCUCUCUCUCUCUCUCUCUCUCUUCGCGUUGAAACCCUAACCCUAGCUCACCAAUCAGGUUUCGCCAUGAAAGGAGCCAAAUCGAACACGAAGAAAGCCGAUACCAAGCUUGCGGUGAAUAAGAAGAGCACCAAAGUGGGAAGAGGUAAGAAGGCAGUCAAGGACCCUAACAAGCCCAAGAGACCAGCCAGUGCCUUCUUCGUUUUCAUGGAGGAGUUCAGGAAGCAAUUUAACAAGGAGAACCCUAACAACAAAGCAGUAUCCGCUGUUGGUAAGGCUGCUGGAGCAAAAUGGAAGUCCAUGUCGGAAGCCGACAAGGCACCUUAUGUUGCAAAGGCUGAGAAGAGGAAGGUUGAGUAUGAGAAGAACAUGAAAGCCUACAACAAGAGACAAGCUGAAGGUGUCAAUGCGGCAGAUGAUGAAGGAUCUGAUAAGUCGUUGUCCGAGGUGAAUGAUGACGAUGAGGGAGAUGAGGAUGGCAGUGGAGAGGACGAUGAUGAGGAGUAGAUUAUGGCAUAAAGGAUAGCAUAGUCACCUAGGCUGUCAAAAUAUUUUAUCAAUCCAUGUUAAUGGGUUUGAUUGUUAAUUGUUAAUCGGUUCUUCUCUUCGGAAUAUACUUCUACUCCCUUUGUCCACUGAUUUUGGGCUCUUGAAUUUUUAUAGUUAUUAUAGAAGGGAGAAUCAUCUCUAUUUGUACGUUUCUUUAAGUCUAAUGACUAGCUAGGUGAUUCUGUCUUUUGUAGAGAGAAGCUGGCCUCCUUGAUAUAACUUUUGAUGUUAACUGAUUGCUAUGGCCUCUUUCUUACUAA